This is a messenger RNA of Microcebus murinus (gray mouse lemur), 4739 nucleotides long. The record is from RefSeq and is a predicted model, not a curated record. NCBI's taxonomy places the organism in Eukaryota, Metazoa, Chordata, Mammalia, Primates, Cheirogaleidae.
AACUUUUAAGGUGUUUGGACUAACAGCUUUUAAAAUUCCGUUUAAUUUUGACGUAUGUCAUGUCUUCAACACUGCUAGAGAUUAAUACAUUGAUGGGAGUUCGUUACAGUGAAUUGAAAUGUUUAGUGUUCUUUUCCUGUAGCAGUCCAGAAUGUUUUCCAGAAAACCAGAACUGUUCUGUGUUGCCAUAGAGAGAAUAAUAAAGAUGAGAUUCAGACGUGCCCUUGUUGGAUAUGCAUGAUCUCUGUAUGGCUUUUUAAUUUUAGUUGAAAUUCUCUCCAUGGCCUUUUGGAGUCCCUUGGUGUGUCUCCAGAGUAAAUUUCAGUUACUCUACAUUUCAUCCAUGUUGGAGUGGCAGGAAAAAGGAGGAACUGAUUUGGGGUGAAAAGGUAUAACGAAGUGUAAACUUUAAAAAAGCAAAGAUGGGUGAAAAGAAACCAGAGCCUUUGGACUUCGUGAAAGAUUUUCAGGAAUACCUGACUCAGCAAACCCAUCAUGUGAACAUGAUUUCUGGAUCAGUUAGUGGGGACAAAGAAGCAGAGGCUCUUCAGGGAGCUGGAACAGAUGGUGAUCAAAAUGGACUUGAUCACCCAUCUGUUGAAGUUUCCCUGGAUGAAAACUCAGGAAUGUUAGUAGACGGGUUUGAAAGAACGUUUGAUGGGAAGCUCAAGUGUCGGUACUGCAACUAUGCCAGCAAAGGAACAGCCCGGCUUAUCGAACAUAUUCGAAUCCACACAGGUGAGAAACCUCAUAGAUGUCACCUUUGUCCAUUUGCAUCUGCUUAUGAACGUCAUCUGGAAGCCCAUAUGCGUUCUCAUACUGGAGAAAAACCAUACAAAUGUGAAUUAUGUUCCUUCCGCUGCAGUGAUCGAAGUAACCUGUCCCAUCAUCGAAGGCGCAAGCAUAAAAUGGUACCAAUUAAAGGUACUAGGUCUUCCUUAAGCAGCAAGAAAAUGUGGGGAGUUUUACAGAAGAAAACAAGCAAUCUGGGCUAUAGCAGAAGAGCACUAAUCAACUUAAGUCCACCUUCCAUGGUGGUUCAAAAACCAGACUACCUUAAUGAUUUUACCCAUGAAAUCCCAAAUAUCCAGACUGACUCCUAUGAAAGUAUGGCGAAAACCACACCAACUGGUGGCCUUCCAAGGGACCCCCAAGAACUUCUGGUUGACAACCCUUUGAAUCAGCUCUCAACUCUAGCAGGACAGUUGUCCAGUUUGCCACCUGAAAACCAAAACCCUGCGUCCCCUGAUGUAGUUCCCUGUCCCGAUGAAAAGCCUUUCAUGAUUCAGCAGCCUUCUGCCCAAGCAGUAGUUUCUGCUGUGUCAGCAAGUAUUCCUCAGAGCUCCUCUCCCACGAGCCCCGAACCUCGGCCAUCACAUAGUCAAAGGAACUAUAGUCCAGUGGCAGGUCCAAGCAGUGAGCCAAGUGCCCACACAAGCACUCCUAGCAUAGGAAACAGCCAGCCAAGCACGCCAGCCCCAGCCCUGCCAGUCCAGGACCCUCAGCUUUUGCACCACUGCCAGCACUGUGAUAUGUACUUCGCAGACAAUAUCAUUUACACUAUUCAUAUGGGAUGUCAUGGGUAUGAAAAUCCUUUUCAGUGUAAUAUAUGUGGAUGCAAAUGUAAAAACAAGUAUGAUUUUGCCUGUCAUUUUGCAAGAGGGCAACAUAACCAACAUUGAAAACAAUCAUAUUAUGUUUUACUUGGUUUUGCCUUUUUUGUGUUUUGUGCUUUGGUGUUUUUUUUCAUCCCUGAUAAAGUGUCUGCUAAUUUACAGUUAAUACAUUAUAUUUAUAGAAUAUAAAUUUGACAGUGGAAAUAGAUUUUCCCAUUUUUUUUCCCCAUAAAAGUCUGGUCAGAGUCAUUUAUGUAUUAAAAAAGUUAGACACAUUGUGUCUCUUUCCUUUCAUUUAGACAUUUGAGAAUUAGAGUGCAAUCAUAAUCUUCCAGGUGUUCAUUUAAAUUUUUCACAUUUAUGGUCCAUAAAAACUUAAAGGCUUAUCCAUACUUUUGAUAUUUCAAUAUAGACACUGAGCUAGAGAUGUUAUUUCUGUCAUAAAAUGGUAGAAUGAAUUAUCUUCUUAUAAAAUCUGUUACAACUUAUUUCAGUGUUUAGUAGAGAAAUUGCCUUAAAAAUUGCUCUUAAUUAAAAUAUUUAGUUCACAUAUCUUAAGUUGAAUUAGUAGUUUCAUUUCAACUGACAAUAAUGAAGCUAUUUCAUUUCAGUGUAGUAAAUUUUUCUUUUUUCCACAGGGGAAAUGUAAAAUAGUUAAUUCUUACAAAAAUAGGAGAUGAAAGUUCUAAAAUAAAACUUAAGACUUUAAAUUGAAAAGUGUGUUUAAUAUUUAAAAUACCUGUUUAUUCAAUUUCUAGUUUAAACCCAUGUCCAUUCUCCAUUGAAUCUUUAUUAUAUUUUGGAUUAUUUUUUAAAACCACAGGUAAAUACACUAGAGUGCUUUUACUUUCAGCUUGAACUUUUUUCAUUUAAAGCUUUUCUUACAUUACUAGUGUCAGAUGAGGUUGAUAACUAUAGUGAGAAUCCUUUAUUCUUCCUAUUCCUUUGAAGACCAAAGAGGUAUAGUGGAAGUCAUCCAUCUUAUUAUUAAAAUGUAGAGCUUUGGAAAAAAAAAAAUCUCUGAAGAUUCCUUUUCCUGCCUUCUAUCCAUUUAUUGCCCAUAAUUUCCAAGAAAAGGUGGGUAUAGAAACACAUGGGAAAAAGAUGGUGAAGUAAUAUUUACAAAAAUGAGAACAUGUGUCCAAAAUGGAUUCUGGUUUCCUUUUCAGAUUGGCCAUCUAAAAUGUUUUCUGUGAAUUCAAACUGUAAUUCUUAUUUGCAGUUUUACCAGUCUUCUUGUACAGUGAUAAAACAAUAUGGAAACUGAAUUGUCGCCUUAGUAAUAAGAAAGGAUAGAAAGGUGUGAAAAUGGAUACAAAAUGCAUUUAAAUAUAUUUGUUUAUAAAAAUAAGACUUGCUAAAUAAAUCUAGAGUAAUUCAUUUUGAAUAGGAGGCUGUUGUUUUUAUAUUGUGUAAUAACUAGCUUACUCUGAAGAGAGCUUGGUCAAACAAUAAAAUAUAUUGUUACUAACUGUUGGUUUCUGUGUACUUUGCAAAAAAUUUAUUUUUAAUUUGGUUCAUAUCUUCUUCAGUGUGCUCUUAAUUGGCUUCUGAAAGAGACUAUCCUGUUAAGCAUCUGUUAACCCAAAAGGACCUCUACUCUUGUAGUAAAUAAAAGGGAAAUACUGAUGGUAUAUGCCCACAAAAACCCCAAGUGCCAAGUUAAUGGAUCCUCUGCCCUCUCUUCCAAAUGCUAGAAAGCCAUUGUAAUGAGUUCUUGUGGUUUAGUAUCUAAACUAAUCUCAACUGUAUUGUUUAAAGAGCAGCAUCAAGGACAGUUUCUCCAAACUAGAACUUUGUCAAAUCUUGUGAAUCCAAAAUUCUACAAUUCUGUCUCACUCUGUUGCUUAAAUCAUUCACUGCUCAGUUCAGUUUUACUGCAGCAAUUUCCGAAUGUAACUUUGCUCUAGUAUUUAUCAGUUGCCAGAAAGAAACAGGUCAUUUGGAAGCUUCUGCAAUUAUUUUUCCUUAUAUUUUUCAGGUAAAAGCAAUACCCCAAAAUACAAAAUGAAAAUUUUCAUUAAAGAGAAAGAACUCUCUUAUUAAAACCAGCUUAUUAACUCUAUAUUCUGGGCCAAAUACAUUUUUUUUUUUCCUAACAACUAAAGGUGGAUGUUUUGGAGGUGCAUUUUAAUUUAAACAUGGAAAAGAUAUUUUUUUUCAUAAUUACAAACUAGAAUGUAAUAUCCUAAUUUUCCUAUGACUUACAGAGCACAGUUGAUAUCCCAAAGGUGUUGAUGCUUAAAAGCUACAAUUAUUCUAAAUGCACUUAAAAUUUUUGAGGCAAAUCUACCUUAGAAACUUUUUUGAUAUUGUAUUUUUUAAAAGAUUUAGGAUUUUAUUUAAAUUUCCUGUGAGUUAAAUUCUGUAUUUGUUAAGAUGUUCAUAUCUUCCCUUAUGUAUUAAAUACAUUUCUCAUUUUUAAUCAAAUAUUUUAUAGAAGUAAGUUGUUGAGAAAAGUUUUAACAUGCACUAUUUAUAGUACUUUGCCAUUAACAGGCAAUGUUCUGAAACUAAAUUUAUUUUUGUUCAGUGAACAUAAGUUUAGAUUUUUAAAGUUGGUAGAUAAUUUAUCUCCACUAAUAUUUUUUUAAAAAACUGUGAAGAGAUUAACAGGGAAUAAUUUUAUUUCAGAUUAUACUAAUGUAGUAUGUAGCUACAACUUGAAAUUCAAGUAAAGGCUAGACUUUUACUUUGAAAAAAUUCCAUUGGGUAUUUUCCAGUGCUAUUUCAUUUUAGAAAUAAGUGUUUGCCAGUCUUCUCCAAAAUUGUUUGACAGAGGGAUUACUAAAAAAAUAAAGAUAAACCUCAUUUUAAGUUCUACCAAAAUAUUUAUCAAAUGAAUGUGUUACUAAAAAUAUAGAUUCCCUGCUGAAGACUUUUUCAUUAGUCUUAGGGGGUGUAUGCUUUCUAGAACUUGUUUUUGUUAAUGUGUACUUUGAUGUAUAACAACAUAUUUUGUAUGCAAAACAUAAAACUUGCAUUAUGGUUGUAAAAUACACUAUAUUUAGGGAUUCCAAAAAGCAGUUUAAUGCUGAAAUACCUGUAUCUAGUAUGUAGUUCAUAUUGUGAUGAAGCUUUGCUUUUGUAAUAUAUGAAUAAAAUAAUAACACUUUCUAAUGA